Puntigrus tetrazona (Sumatra barb) is the source of this 8347-nucleotide messenger RNA. It is a transcript of the gene snx19a, whose product is annotated as sorting nexin 19a. The coding region runs from base 863 to 3355 and encodes 830 amino acids. The record is from RefSeq and is a predicted model, not a curated record. Gene Ontology annotation, molecular function: phosphatidylinositol binding. Lineage: Eukaryota; Metazoa; Chordata; Actinopteri; Cypriniformes; Cyprinidae. Gene Ontology annotation, cellular component: intracellular membrane-bounded organelle; early endosome membrane. The transcript has 9 exons.
UUGCAGAAAUGGAAUGCAUAGCUUAAUUCAGUCUACAUUUAAAUCUUAAAACUACAUAUAUAUACAAUAUAGUAGGCGAUACUUUUUUAAUAAACUUACAAUAUUGUUAUUAUAGGCCUAUACGAUACAGUUAAAAUUUACCAUAUAUCACCUAUAGAAAAUAGAGAAGAGCAUGGUGAUGGGACUUGCGGGUCAGAGAGGGCUAUUGUUAUUGAACUUCACAGCGGCUGCAGUAGAGGGCGCUGUUCAGUCGGUUUUUAACAAAUCAAAUCUAGUCUAUUGUGGACAGUUAGAUGAUAAUCUGAUUAGAGUCAAGUAGAUUAGACAGGCAGCAAACGUCGAUAGCAACGACAUGCGACGCAAACAGCGUUAAAAUGAUUGUAUUGGCAUACUUACCGUCUCGUAGACAGCUUUUGGGCACAUCUACUUGACGAUUUGUGCAGUGAAGAAGAUUGUCUCGGUCACGGAUAUUUUAAUGAUCAUCAGAAACUGUGACCUCUCGUUUGCUCAGUGCCUCACUGAAAAAGUAAGUUCAAAACAUUUUUGCUUUCUAUUGGUGGGUAUAUCUGACCUGGAUAUGAUAACACUGUAGUUCGUGUUUAAAUAUUAGGCUAUUUAAAUAUUCUGAAUUGUUAUAGCCUAUUUUACGGAUUACGAUCUGCCACGUGAGAUAUGCAAUAAACAGAGCUAUGCAACAAAAUAUAGACGUUUACCUGAAAAACCAGAUCGCCUUUGUGUUUAGAUAACAUUUUGUAUUUUAUAACAUAUUUUACAUAUUCUCAUGUUACAUUUUAUUUAAUUAUUAUAAUUAAUUUAUUCCACAGUCAAUCAUUUUCCAAAUUAAGAUCUCAGAUGAGACAAAAUGCCACGUGCAGCCAAUUCAAAUCCAUGGAGUUUCUCUGAUUUACUGGGGCAGAGGAGUAUUCUUGGAGUUGUAGUUUUGAUUGCAUGGUUAGUUCUGUUCCAUCUUCUGGUGAAUGUGUGGCUGUUGUGCAUCUUCACCAGUUUGUUGGUCGUACUGGGUGGAUGGCUGGGAUCUCGUGUGGCUUUGGAUGCCAACAGCCUCCUUCAUUUGGAGCACUUUCUGCCGCUGCGUCAGUCCCCUGAAGUUCACACGACAUCAGAGAGUGAACAAAGACUGGACUGGGAGAUUCAGAGUGCCGUUGAUAAGGCUGUGCGGGACUUUGUGUCAUCAUGGUACUGCAGUUCUGUGUCUAAAGGAGGGGAUGAGUUUGAAUGGGAGGUGAUGGAUGCCAUGCUGGAAGCAGCAGCUGAACUGAAGAGGAGGGCGAUGCAGGUGGACCGGAGAGCGCUGGCCCAGAGGGUUCUAGAGCUCUGCGGAUGCCAUCUACAGAGCUUUAGCCAAGCCAAGGAGCUCCAACGCACAAUGCAAGAAGAGUCUGAUCAAAUGUUUUCAAACCCACAAAAACUAUGGAGAUUGUAUAGUAAUGCUGAUUUCCCUCAUCCUGCCCUGACUGGCCCAGCUAACCAGCUCUGCUACACCAGAGCACUGGUGGAUCUCCUCAUGCACGUGCUUAUUCCCAAAUCUCACUUGGAAACAAGAACAGGCCGGUACAUGGUGGGAGAGCUCAUCACCUGCAAUGUCGUCCUGCCCCUCGUGGCAAGAAUAUCCAAUCCAGAUUGGUUAAACCAGACCAUUGUGGAUGUGUUCACCCAAUCCACUGACAAAGAAGCACCAAGCCCACAGCAAACACCUCCUGAAGAUGAAGAAGAAUCUGUUGGCAGCUUCUGGGAUUGUGACUCCCCUGUUACUUUCAACUGUCCCGAAACCUCCAGCAUGCAGACAGCUUGGUCUGAAUCCACAGCCCCCCUUCAUGAAUCAUCUGAAACAAGUUUCCAGAGUCAGUGGUCCUCUGAUGAAAAUGUACCAGGGGCGAGAAGUUCCAGCAUUCUUUUUCCAGAAAAAAUUACCCAAAGUGCAGCCGAACUGCUCAGAUCUCCUUACCGCACCAGCCGCCUCUAUAGACACACUGACUACGACCUGGAUUCACCCUCUUCAGAUGAGAGAAAGCUAUCUAGUGAGUCUUUAAAACGAACAGACACAGAUGAUGAGAACUUCUGCGACUGCAUGUCACCUUCAGACUUUUGUGGCCUGGUUUGUCUGGAGGAAGACACGUUGGGCCUUUUGGGCAAGUGUUUUAGGCAAAACGUGAUCAUUUCAGAGCCUCCAUCACCAGAGAGUACAUUGGAUGAGUGUCCAGUCCAACCCCUGUCUUACACAUCAAACUCCAUACCCAGAAGCCUUGGUCUGGACUCGUUAGUCUUCGAUAACUUGGGAAAUCUAGAGGGACCGGUAACUAUUCAGAACUUGCAAAUCACUGGGACAAGCACAGCCAAAGAGCAAAGAAGCAACAGCAUUCAUCCUUAUACUCUUUACACUAUAAAGUAUGAAACUGUUGGAGAAUCAGAAGGUUCAAAGUCUGAUCAGCCUGCUGUUUAUCAUAUGGUGAACCGGCGUUACAGUGAGUUCCUCAAUCUGCAGACCCGUUUGGAGGAAAGGCCGGAUCUCAGGAAGGUGAUCAAAAAUGUCAAAGGUCCAAAGAAACUCUUCCCAGACCUCCCAUUCAGCAACCUAGACACAGACAAAGUGGAAGCCAGGAGAAGCCAACUGGAAUCAUUCCUCAGGAAACUGUGCACAAUCCCAGAGGCAGCUAACAGUGAGGAGGUGCAUGCAUUUCUCGCCCUCAACACUGAUGCCACAGCAGCUUUUCAGAAGAAGCCAUCAAGUUCACGAAUAGACAAGAUGGUUGAGAAUAUAGUGGACACUCUGAAGACUGCAUUUCCACGCUCAGAACCCCAGAGCCCCACAGAAGAAGGAGACCCACAAAGAAAACCCCGUCUGAGAUUCUCCAGUAAAAUAGCUCCUACUCUUAACGUUCCAAGCCUGCAACCUAAUGUGACAUACUCUUUCAGUGAACGCUGCUCAGUUCUUCGAGGUUUCUCCAUGUCGGAUCUGGAAGGGUUUGUGGAGGAACAGGAGAAGCAGGUCGACGAGGGUGUCAAGAGUCAUUAUGCAGGAGGAAGACACAUGAGAGAGCAGGGAUCUGUCGAAAAAAGAGGAAGAGGGGCAGACACUGCUCUGGCAGAUAUCGCUCUGAAUAUCUUGUGCUUGCUGAUGAAGCACCAGUGGAGCUGGCUGUGUACAGAAAACAUCCAGAAAACCAUCAGACUGCUCUUUGGCACUUUUAUUGAAAGCUAUUCGUUCAAGUGGAUCAACUUGCCACAGAAUAAUCAUGAAAGCUUUCUGUCGGCUGUUCCAGAACCGGGGAGUUUCUCCGGUGCUCAGCUGGACAGUAAUCUUGGAACUUAUGGCUCUCUGUGGUUCAAAGCAUGAACGGUAUUGGCAUCACUGGGGAUGGAACUUCUUCAAACAGGGUUAUUAUGUAACCGUUUUGGUCCAUUUGCUUCCUUCUCUGUACACUCAAUGUGUGUGGAGUGCCUUGGCUUCAGCAUACACUCUUCAUGCUUUGCACAUGUACUGUAGAAGAGUGCUGAUACACAAAAAUAGACUGAUCAUAAUCUCUGACUUGCUGGAAUGUUAGAAUACUACAGGCACAUACUUGUUUAUUUGAUAAGUAAACAUAAUUUUAAGUGGCAUGGCAUUAAAUGCCUUGCUCAAAGUCGAAAUAAAUACUUACCAAAUAUGUUUUUUUUGCACGCUAUUGAUCUUAUUGAAUGAACAACCGUUCAUAUUUUAGUUUUUGACCUUGUAAUGUCAAAUCAAAGCUCCCCUUCAUUUUUACAAUUGACUGCAGGUUAAAAUUCAGCUAGCUUACUGCUAUCCAAUCAACAAACAAAUUUUUAUUUUCAUUUCAAAUCUUUCAUUCAGAUCUAUGUCACAAUGCAGAAGAAAAGAUCUGUCUUCAUAUAUGGGCUGACAUUAAGGGCCCUACAAUGAUGCCUGAGCAAAGUUAUUAUUAUUCUAAAACCUAUAAAAGAUGGUUUGUUUUAGAAAUGUUCAUAGGUUUUUCAUAGGUGACUUUACAUCUCCCAAUGAAUAUUUAUGUCACAGCUGGGCUUCGUAUCUUGCAAUUGUUUAUUAUUAUCGUCAGCCCAGUGAUUUUAGCCAGUGCAACCCAGAAGGUGACAGCUUAUACUUCCAGUUGAAAUUCCAAGUUUUGUAGAAUAUACUGUGCAGUUUAGCUGCCUACAAACGAAUGCCCACACAGGGUACAUUUUGCACUUGCACACCAGCAUUACCGCCCAAGACGAUCAAACUGCUCCAGUCUUUUGUCAGCGGGGUGCUGCUGGCCGAGAAUAAAAUGUCCCACUGGAAAUGCAAACCAAACGUGGGCCGGGAAUGUUCUUGCUGUGUACACUGACAUUACUAUGAAGUCACUGGGUUAGGAUGCAUUGGUCUUUUUGAUUUCAGUACUGACUAGAUCCUGUUUCAUCCAGUUGCUGGAUUUGGAGAUGCCCAUUAAAUGUGGUGGCAUAAACACCACAGUGGGUUGUAUAUUUCUGCAGCAGACCUCAUGUCACCACUAGAGCAUCUUGGCUGAAUACUGUUUGGUCCUUAUGGUCUGUGUUUGUGGAAAUCAUCUGUUCUGAUGUUUUCAUUCUGUUUUCAUGUUGCAUUAUGCCAAUUAAUUGAACCUAAUUCCGAGAACUCCAUCAUGUGUGUGUCUAGUAGUAUAAAUCAUGGAUUGGGUAGUAAAAAGACAGUAUUUGCGGGUUCCUGAGAGCUUGUGUUAUACUGAAAUGAACGCACCUCUGCAAAAAAUUAUCAUUAAAAAAACCUUGCUCUUUUCAUUACGACAAGAUUUCUUCACUUUAUAGUAUUAUACCACAGUUGGCUGACCUUUCACAGCUGACACUUUCCAGAUUUGCUGGAAAUGAUUUUGAACAGAUGUAGAUGGCUUACUGCAUGAACUCAUUUACACAGUAACUGUAAAAUCCUAGGUCAAGUGAGCAGGUCCCAGUAGAUCCACACAUACUCGAGAUCAUUCUGUGCUCUGAUGCUGAAGAGGAAAAAAAAAAAACCUAGAUGCUCCUCAGCUUAGUGUUGUGUGUUUUUACAGUUUUUUCUAUAAAACAUGUCAGGAGACAUCUAAAUAGCACAAACACAGACAUUCACAUGCACUCAAUGUUGUUAACCAUCAGCGUAUUGCUUUAGUUUGGACCACAAGGGGGCAGCACACACCGACAAGGUCUUUGUCUUCACGAAGGGGUUAUCUUCUGCAAGGGGUUAUUUUAUGUCUUAGGUAUGACUUGAGAGUACAGACUGGAACUUCCUUUGUUCACAAUAUAAAUAAUUAACUUAACUUAGAGUUUUUUAGACAUGUCUUUUUAUUUUUGCCAGACACUUGCCUUUUUGCUAGGUGAUCUGAAAAAUGGGCUGAUUGAGUCUGACAGGUAGCCAAAUCAAAUUAGAUCAGUGGCUCUGUCAGCUGUCUUUAAUCUUUAGUCAGUGGAGAUGUAAAAACACAGCACAGGAUAUAAUAAAAUACAGCUAAAUAAUGGCAAAGUUGUCUGAACUUCACCAUUUUUUACACUUUUGCCCAUUGAACAAGUGUGCUAUGUGGUAUUGUUUUCUGACCUCACUGAUUGUAUUUAUAUAUUUACAAUUGAAUAGUUUUACAUUUUAUUACCUUUAAACUCUAGAUCCUGUUGCCAAUCCUACGAUGGCAAAGAAUUUUUAGUUACUCCAGUCUUCAGUGUCACAUGACCCUUCAGAAAUCAGUCUAAUAUACUGAUGUGCUGCUCAAGAAAUAUUUCUUAUGAUAAUCAUCAUUGAAAACAAUUGUGCUGUUUUAGAAAUGUAUGGAAACCACGAUUUCAUUAAAGAUGUUGAAGUGUGUGCAGCGUUUUUUGUGUGUGUGUGCAGUGUUCUUUUGCCUUUCUCUUUCUGUCCGUUUCUUUUACACACACACGGACACAGAGAUUGCUGGAUAAAAACCUGUCUGUCAAGGGUUCAUAUUUGAUUAUUUUUUCUAUGUGUACUUGUACUAGAACAUAUUGUAUAACCCAAUGCUUUUAUGGUUUCUGUGUUAUCUGAACUAAUGCCUCGCCAUAUUUUCUUUUAUGUCUUGGCAGAAGACUGUGUGAUGAGAAUCAAAAACAAUAAAACAUUGCUUUUAAAGUGAGAUGAGGUUAAAGAACACAAUGUGGGAAUGAAUGAAAGUCAUGCUUAAUGUCAUAUUUUGCAACUUGUGUGGAAGUACAGUACUUUUUUAUUGUGAAAGAAGUGAUUACAUGUCACGUCUCAAAAUUUCUUCUUCAGUAUGAUUCAGUGCAGACUGUCAGUCAGGUGUUAACAGAAAUUCUGUACGUCGCUUUAACACAAACGGCUGCUUUGUUAUUGUUUCCUAGUUUAUGAAUCAUAAGCACAAUUUUUGUGGUUUUCAUUAGCCAUUGUUGUCUUAUUCAUACUCACCCUACAUUUUAAAGCUUACCCUAUUGCAGUGAAACUGUUAAGUAGGCCUACACAUAUAAAGUAAUAUGACUAAAGAAGAAAAUCCUAUCGUUUCCUCACUUUUUGCAGUCCCUACAUUGAUUACUAUUUCCUCUGUGCAGCAUACCUGUUUGUUUAGUCUGUGUCUAUGCAUGCACAGGUGUGUGUUUGAAUGAGACAUCGAGGGUAUGUGUUUGUGUGCUAGUUUCCACAGAAAAGCAUCUCAAGUAAUACAUAUCAAUUGUAUUUAGUUCGGAACUACAGUUUCCCACAAUAUACUACACACAAACAUACACACAGAAACAUAGAGUAAACACAUCAUUCUAGACGCUAUUUCUGGAGAGGAGGCACGCAACCCUGGAGACCGGUUUAGUCCUCCACUGUCAGUCACACAGAUGACAUGCAAACAGCUCAGGGGACACGUGCGCCACAUGGCAGACGAAUGGAAAAAUAAGAGAUAUGUUCAGCCAGCUGUUAGUAGAACACUGGCCCCUCCUGACCUAAUGCUUUCUAACUCCCAUGCAAUUGUGGAGUUUAUUUUGUUUCCUUUUGCCCGGUUUUCAAGUGCGCAGAUCUGUUUUAGUGGUGAGGCUUGACAUGCAUAAUAUUAGCCUUGAGAUUUCAAAGAAAGUAACAUAGGGAUAAAGAUAGAAGUGAUGACAGGGCCCAGCUGGAGUGACAAUGAAUAGGUUACAGUCCAGAGCAGUUGUCAUUCGAGACACAUGUAUCACAUUUUCAGACAGGAGGAGUGUAGGUGCUGAAGUCUUUGUAAAGACUUUGACUUGAACUGCAUAUGCUAUUACAUAACCGAUUUUAAAUGAAGAUUUUUUUUUUAGUCGUGGCCACAUUGGGACUGACAGUUGAUAUAGAUUUCAUCAUUAGAUGAAGGUUUACAAACUCUCAUUUUCCCUCAAUUCCCAUACAUUUUGGUAUUAUGGCAAUUUAGAAAAUUUCACCCUCUCUACUAAUACUUAUUUAUUGAAAGAAACCACUUAUAUUAUAAUGAAAAAUGUCUUUCAGGGCUAUACUGUCACACUAUGUGUCUUCGACUUGCUAAAAAGAAUCAGCUCAUAAGAAUAGUUUUUUUUCUGGAAUCCGCUGGUCAUGCUGUAUGAUUUUGAUUCCUUAAAAAGAAUCUGCUUUUACGAGUCGCUUGUUUUGGGAAUCUGGCUACUCUGAUCAAUCUGUAUGGUUUUUUUGAUUCACUAAAAAUAAAACGUUGAAACGUUUGUUUGGGAAUCAAGCUACACUUUUCAUGAUAUGUUUUUAAUACACUAAAAAUAACUGGCUGACGAGUUUUUUGUUUGUUGGGAAUCAAGCUAUACUGGUUACCCUGUAUGUUUUUAAAUCACUAAACAAUCAUUUGUUCAUGAGAAUCGUUUACUUGUGACACUGAUCAUGCACUGUUUUUCAUUCACUUUAAAGCUUACACCACCCCAAAAUGAAUUUUUUUCAUCAGUCACUUACCCCCAUGUUGUUCCAAACCUUUAAAAACUUUGUUUGUUUUUGGGGAUACAAAUUUAAGAUAUUUUGGAUGAAAACCGGGAGGCUUGCGACUGUCCCAUUUCAUCAAGUAUUCUUGUUGCUUCAUAAUGUUAAAGUUGAAACACAGAUGGCAGAUGGAGUAUUCUGACAAUGUCUUUAAUACUGUUUUGGAUCUUGACAGUGUUAUUUACUUGGCAGUCAAUAGGACCUCCUUGUUUGAACAAAGAUGACCCGAAGAUGAACAACGGGUUUGGAACGGGUUUGGAACGUAAUUAAUGAUAACAUUUUUAUUUUGGAAUGGAGUAACCCUUUAAAAUAACUCUCUCACAAGAGUAAUGGAAUGGAAUUGUUUUGAUUUUCAUUAUUUCUUGGGAAUCAGACUACACUGGUCAUGCUGUAUGUUUUGGAAUAACUCCUCAGAAUCCUAAGGUGUGGUUUUUUUUUUGU